AUGGGUGUUUCAGAUAUACAGUCUGAUUCAAAAGCUGGACUUGUGGUGGAUCUUUCAGCCCAGAGUCUACAGAAGCUGGAUCCCAGUUUCACAUGCUCAGAGGAUACUCACACUCUCAUUCUUGACCGCAAUCAAAUCAUGAAGCUGGAUUACAUGGAAAGAAAUCCAGGCCUUCAGCAGCUGUCUGUGGCCAGUAACCGCUUGGUGAGAAUGAUGGGGGUGUCUCGGUUAACUGAGCUCAGAGUUCUGAACCUUCCCAACAACAGUAUUGGUUAUAUUGAAGGUCUAAGAGAUAUGCCAUAUUUGAAAUGGCUAAAUCUGUCAGGAAAUAAUAUCAAGGUUAUUGAGCAACUUAACAACUGUGUUUCACUUCAACAUUUGGACCUCUCUGACAAUAACCUCUCAGUUAUUGGAGAUUUGACAAAGCUUGUUGAACUGAAGACGCUGUUACUCCAUGGAAACAGCAUUACAACACUCCGUACAGUUCCUGCACACCUUCCUGUUCAUUUAUCUAUUCUCUCACUUGCAGAAAAUGAAAUCAGAGAUCUGAAUGAGGUGUCAUAUCUAGCGCCUCUUCAAGACCUAGAGCAGCUUUCUAUAAUGAGUAACCCCUGUGUUAUGGCCACUCCAUCGUUGCCAGGGUUCGACUAUAGGCCAUACAUUACAAGCUGGUGCCUGAACCUUAAAGUUCUCGAUGGCUAUGUAGUGUCCCAGAAGGAAGGAUUGAAAGCAGAAUGGCUGUACAGUCAAGGCAAAGGGCGUUCCUUUCGCCCAGGACAACACGUUCAGCUGGUUCAGUAUUUGGCCACUGUGUGUCCUCUGACCGCGUCGCCGGCUUUGGAGACCGCAGAAGAUGCAAAGCUGGAGAAGAUUUUGAGGAAGCAAAGGAUGCACCAAAAGCAGCUUUUGGAGGAAAGUGCUGUAGGUUGUCCCAGUCCCCCUCGUCCCACACAGCUGGAUGUAGAGAGGCACAGUGCGGCGCAUGCAACACAAGAGGGACCCAGAGAUCUGCACACAACUCCCACUGUGAAGUCAUGUCAAGAGACCAAGCCAGUUGUCCAGAUAAAUUCCUGGGUGAGCGGCGAUGUAGCCAACACGUCCGUAUGUGUGAACCGCAGCCCAAGACUCGAUGAGCCGAUCUAUUUAGAGGACAUGCAGACGGAUGAGGACAAACUUGACAGUAGCAUGCUGUCAUCUGAGUCCACCUUUAUCCCAUUCAAAUCUGAACUCGAACAUCUCACUGAUCCCACUGACAGCGAGGACGAAACGGAGACAUUUGAACCUGAUUCUCUGGCGCCAAAGAUCUCUGCUCCCAAAAGACGCAGAGCAAAGAAAGAGCCUCAUUCUCCUUUGACUGGACAGCAAGAGACUCAUAUAAAUAUCAAUGUUACGAGCUGUGGUUUGCCAGAAAUUGAGGCAAAACCUGAUGAAUGUCUAAAAAUGGAUGAUCAUAGAGAAAAUAACAAACACUGCUCGACUUCAGAAGAGGCUGACAAGGCUGCUAUUAGAAUACAGUCGUGGUGGAGGGGGCAUUACACACGCUUUGCAAAUCCCAAAGCUAAAGAAGUGCGAAGUGAAAUUCGAAUGAGGCGGAUGCAAGACCACAUCCUCUUUUUGUCAGAGAAAUUAGAUCGAGUGCAACAACAGUAUAAAGAUGAACGAUUACAACGGAUGGUACAAGAAGAGACCGUGAAGUUUUUGUGGAAAGAGCUCCAGUCCUUGCAGGAGUGGAAACAGUCUGUGGACCAUCAAAUUGCAAACAUCUGUCAGAUAAACCAGAGCCCACUGUUGAAACCAUGUGAAGCUGCUGCACCUGCUGUCGCCUCAUGCAGUAAACUCCCUCCCUGCACCGAUGUGUCCUUCCCCGACUCGGGCUUUCAGUCAACCAGCGCACCACUGACGGCCUCAGAGGACAGCUUCAUGAGCAGUGGUACCACAGACUCUCCGAAGACUGUGAGAGCGCUGAGUCCUGCUGUAGCGAGUGCAAAUGCAGAAGGAGACAGCCCAGAGUGCAGCCUUUUGGAGCAGUACUUAUCGUCAGUUCAGCAGAGAGAAGAAGAAGCAGAAGAGGAGUUUAGUGAGAGAUCUGAAACGCCUAAACACUCUUCUCCACUGUCUCACACUUCAAGAGGAGCUGAGACAUCGGAGGAGACAGAGACUGCAUGCACUCCAGAGCGUCUUCGAGAAUAG
Knipowitschia caucasica is the source of this 2190-nucleotide messenger RNA. Lineage: Eukaryota; Metazoa; Chordata; Actinopteri; Gobiiformes; Gobiidae. The record is from the annotation of a GenBank genome assembly.